UUGUGGUUUUUGCAGAAAAUGUAUCCAGGGAAUCCAGUGGCCGUGCAGCCGAUGGCUGUCACCCAGACUGUUAUGAUGGCCCAGGGUGGCCAGUGGAGCACAGGGAUCUGUGAUUGCUGUGAUGACUGCAGUAUCUGUUGCUGUGCAUUCUGGUGCUUCCCCUGCUUCCAGUGUAAGACGUCUGAUGAUUUUGGGGAGUGCUUGUGUCUUCCUCUAUUGGAGGCUGGAUGCCUUGGAUACACUGGGAUUAGCGGUUCCACUCCUUGUAUCUCUCUGUCUAUGCGAGCAGCAGCCCGUGAGAGAUACCGGAUUCAUGGAUCGAUUUGUAACGACUGCUGUUUGGUGUGCUGGUGCUAUCAGUGCUCAUGGUGCCAGAUUGCCCGUGAAAUUAAAAAGCGCAAACAACCCUUCACCCUGGUAACGGCACAGACUACGGCCGUGGGGAUGCCAGCCUAUAAUCCGCAGUUCAACCAGUUUAAUGUCAAUCCCCCCAAUCCACCCCAGUAUUAACCACUUAGUGGACCUCUUGUUACCCCUAUAAUCCCACCAGACAUACCCCAUUCCAGGUGGGGCUGUCAUCCUGCACUUCCGAUAAAAUCCAAAAUGUAACAUUAAUAAUAGAUCAUUUGUAUUGUCAUAAUAUGUGUGAAAUAA
Molecule: messenger RNA, 654 nt
Organism: Pelobates fuscus (common spadefoot toad)
Lineage: Eukaryota; Metazoa; Chordata; Amphibia; Anura; Pelobatidae
Product: cornifelin homolog
Exons: 3
Coding region: 19-510 (163 amino acids)
Source: RefSeq, a predicted model, not a curated record